GACGCUGGUGACAAAAGAGGGUGGCAGCCGCGGCCCAGAAAACCACACACGAUGACGGACGCAGCGCUCUUGAGCUUGGACCGCGACGUCUUCCUGCGGCUCUUCGCCUCGGACGCCAAGGUCUCCGAGUUCGUCUUCAUGGAGAUGAAGGGCCUCGCGAAGAAGGUCGCGACGAAGCAAGCGAUCCCGGACGGGCUGCCCGAGAACCUCUUGACCAUCGUGGCCCGCGUCCUCGCCGCCGACGAAGCGCCGAUCGACCAGCUCGUGCAACGUGGCAUCUUCUCGCUCUCGCGCCUCCUCGUCAUGUGCUCGGUCUACGCAGAGAGCAACGUCCAAGCCAUGCAGUGGGUCGUCGAGCGCCUCUUUGCCCGCGCGCCGCUCCUCAAGGAGCAGAUGCCGAUGCAGCAUGCGGUCUUCUACCAGGCGCUGGUCGAGCUGCAUGGGCGCGCCAAUACGCUCAAGGACGCCGACGAGGCGGCCACAGAGCUUCUCGAGCAGCUACAGGAUAUUGCGCAGUCGGUCGAAGCGCUUGGCGCCUGCUCGCCGACGUUUCUCGACGUCUUGACGCCGCCGGGCCAGCCGCUGGCACAAGCGUUUGAUGGCAACACGCUCCUGCACGCCCUUCUCGUCGCAUACGAAUGCGACCUUCCGAUGCUCGAACAGACGAUUGGUGACAAGCACUCGGCUCGUGUGCUCCUUGGGAAGACGCGCCACCACCUCCUCACGUUGCUGGACCACUGGCUCGAACACCACCUCCUCUCGGCCAUGCGAAGUCGACCGACCGAGGCGGACGAGGCCUGUGAGACGCUCUUCUCGCUGCUCGACGCGCUUCUGCACGGCAACGCAGCGCCGUCGAUCGUCACGGAGCACGGCUCGUUGCUCUCGGACUACAACCAAUGCUUUGAUCUGACGCGAAAUUGUGCGACCGCGUUUGCGGCGGCCGGUAUCGACAGCACGCGCGCCGAGUACCUCGGUAUGAUGCUCAACGGUCUGCCCGUCCGCGCGGCGCCCGCCCCUGUCACGCCCAUGGCACCGCCGACGCCAUCUGCCACUACCGACGUCGACACGUCCGCGCUCAUCGCACAAGUCCGCGACGUCUUUCCAGACCUUGGCGAUGGCUUUUUGGAGCUAUGCAUCAAGGCGUGCAAGCACCAAGCGGACAACGUCAUCAUGGCGCUUCUCGAAGACGCUCUGCCCGCCGAGGUCUCGUCGCUCGAUCGGCACAUGACCAAGACCGACCCGGCGUACAUUACGUUGACGGCGCCCAAGCCGACGGCAACCGUCGACAAGACGCAAGUUUGGGUCGGGAAGAAGAAGCAAGCGGCGACGUACAAGGCCGAGAGUGCCAAGGACGAUGCGGCGACGGCCGCCAAGACACAGGCGCUCAUCAUGGCAUACGACGAAGAACCGCCGCUGUGGAUGGAUGCACCGAAUAUCAACGAGUACAACGACGACUACAACGACGAGCUCGAAGAAUACGAACCGUUUGGCGUCCAUGACGAUGAGCCGACCGACUAUGAAGAGAUCAAGGCCCGCAACAAGAUGGUCCGUGCACAGGAAGCCGAAGACGCCUACUGGGAAGGCAUGCGCAACAAAAACCAUGAUACCGCAGUGUCGAUGCAAGAGAAGAAGACGGACGACGACGAGGCCAAGCCGCCGGCACCCCAAGGCCGCCGCACGACCAAGGCCAAGGGCGGCGCGAUCGGCGCCGAAGACAAGACAGCGUCGGAGGACCCGAAAAAGCAAAUGAUCAACCGGGCGCGCAAGGAGCAUAACAAAGCGAAAGUGGGCAACCACCACCGCAAGGAAGGUGCGCGGCGAAAGCAGGCCAAAGGCAUGGCGUAGAGACAACGUGAUAAGCGAGAAGAUCCACUUGUCCAUCCAACGCCAUCGUGUGUAU
Messenger RNA from Saprolegnia diclina VS20, 1900 nucleotides. RefSeq lists its product as hypothetical. The transcript is spliced from 7 exons. Gene Ontology annotation, molecular function: ubiquitin binding. The coding region runs from base 52 to 1845 and encodes 597 amino acids. Lineage: Eukaryota; Oomycota; Saprolegniomycetes; Saprolegniales; Saprolegniaceae. The record is from RefSeq and is a predicted model, not a curated record.